This is a messenger RNA of Punctularia strigosozonata HHB-11173 SS5, 1138 nucleotides long. Its product is annotated as glycoside hydrolase. NCBI's taxonomy places the organism in Eukaryota, Fungi, Basidiomycota, Agaricomycetes, Corticiales, Punctulariaceae. Gene Ontology annotation, biological process: carbohydrate metabolic process. The record is from RefSeq and is a predicted model, not a curated record. The transcript is spliced from 12 exons. The coding region runs from base 1 to 1014 and encodes 337 amino acids.
AUGCUCAGCCUACUUCGCUGCCCCUUCGCUGCCCUCCUUGUAGUUUCUUCGUUCUUGGCGUCCGAGGCUUACUCUUCCCCUUUCUUUGCGGAUGGUCCCGGGCAGGUGGUGCUCUCUAGUCCACAGCACGACGUUCCAUUUGCAUCUGCUUCCAACGCGAGCGAUCCACCACACUGGGUGAUCUACAGCGAUAAAUACGUGUCUGGUGACACCGGUCCUCCUAACGUGACAUCCGUCGAGGGCUUCAAUGUGUUUAUUUUGUCUUUCCUCCUCACCGAGGGCGCAUACGACAAAGCAGAGGAGUGGACCACGCUCACGAAGGAUCAGCGUACCCAGAUCAAAAAGCAGUAUGCAGACGCCGGCAUCAAGCUCAUGGUUUCAGCAUUUGGCUCGACCGACACGCCGACUUCUUCCGGUGCCGACGCUAUCAAGACUGCGGAUAAUUUUGCUGAGUGGGUCCAGGAAUACGACCUCGAUGGCAUAGACGUUGACUAUGAGGACCUGGCUGCGAUGGAUGCUCGAGACGGAAAGGCUGAACAAUGGCUGGCGAACUUCACGACGGAACUUCGAGUCAAGUUACCGGCCGGAUCCUACAUUAUCACACAUGCUCCUGUCGCCCCUUGGUUCUCGCCGGAUGCAUACAACGGCAAAGCUUAUCUGGAAGUCGACAAGAGCGUCGGUAGCUUGAUUGAUUGGUACAACGUCCAAUUUUACAAUCAGGGAUCAACGGAGUAUACCGAUUGCGAUGGCCUCCUCACGAGGUCGUCAACCCAGUGGGCCAACACAUCGGUAUUCGAAAUCGCCAAUACCGGGGUUCCGCUCAAUAAACUCGUGAUCGGCAAGCCGGCCCAAGUGGGGGAUGCGUCAAACGGCUAUAUGGAUGCCGAUACAUUGGCAGGAUGCCUUUCACAGGCGAAGGCUAAAAACUGGACUGCCGGCGCGAUGGUUUGGGAGUAUCCCAACGCGGCCACGUCUUGGAUUAAGACUGUGCGCUCGAAGUCCUGGCCAGCAUGAUUGAAUUCCCAUUUUGCUUUUAUCCUUUGAGAGUCCAUAGUACUAUCCUAUUCGGUCGAGCAAGCCGUGCCCAGCCAUAGCGAUACUCGUUCCGCUGUUGGACAUCAUACCAUGCCAUGAGUAC